Molecule: messenger RNA, 978 nt
Organism: Polistes canadensis
Lineage: Eukaryota; Metazoa; Arthropoda; Insecta; Hymenoptera; Vespidae
Product: UPF0764 protein C16orf89 homolog
Exons: 6
Coding region: 52-909 (285 amino acids)
Cellular component (GO): membrane; cytosol
Source: RefSeq, a predicted model, not a curated record
UUGAGGGCUCUUUUUAAAGUUAUUAAAUAUAUACACGAACGACCGCAACAGAUGACGAUCGGUACUAUUUAUGCAAUCACUUUAACAGAAGUCUCUCUAUUAAAAACAAUAUUGCAUAAAAAUACUCGUUACCUUGGCAAAACAUAUUCUCACGAUUUGAAAAAAUUAUUCAAAUUUUCUUACAAUACGCGAAAACUUUUAACAAACGUAAUUAUUCCAAUAAAUGAAGAAAUGAAAGUGCUAAAAAAAGUAUUAAACGAUCCGCAAAUUUGGAUGCGAGAAAUACCUUGGAAAAAUGAAACUAUAAGUGCGAUGUUACCGCUUCCAUCUCAACGAUUAUCAUAUGCAAAUGGUGAAGAUAUAAUAAUGAAAGGAAGACCUAAUGAAUAUGAAAGUGAUUUUUGUCUCGUUGAAAUUGUUAAACAAAACUUUGAUAAUAAAUGCUUGAUACCUUACAAAUGCAUACAGAUGAUAAUGAAAAAAGAUAAUCCAAGAGGAUAUCCUCUUACGCAUAGAUUACUUAUUAUACAAACUUUAAGGGCAAUGCGAUGUAAGGAAAAUCGAAUGAUACCGUAUUUGAAAAUGUUACCUAUCUAUUGUUCACAUAUUCUUCGAGAUAUGAUUGAUAUUGAAACGAUUGGAUUUCCUUAUAACACACGAGAUCUGUUAAUGGAACAAGUUGUUUUAUGCGGAUCGGAAGGAUAUUUGGAAUUCAUGGAUAAACAUUACGAGAAUUUAAUUUUAAGCUGGUCUCAUCCUAGUGGUUGUUACAGUGCAUUUGGUUACGGAGAGCUUAUACCGAAAAGUAAUAUGAAUACCGAUUUUGGAUGCGAUAGUCAUGCUACGGGUCUUGGAGCUGCAAGUUUAGCAUUAUUUAUUCGCAAAGAUGUAGAAACUGUAUUUCAAUGAAUAUUAAUUAAAUUUCCAUUUUUAUGUAAUACGUACAUACCGUAUACAUAUAUUAUACAUGAUUAAAAA